GCACGCCGUCUGUUACCCGGUGGGCGUGUCGGGCGGCACGCCGUCUGUUACGCGGUGGGCGUGUCGGGCGGCACGCCGUCUGUUACCCGGUGGGCGUGUCGGCCGGCACGCCGUCUGUUACCCGGUGGGCGUGUCGGCCGGCACGCCGUCUGUUACCCGGUGGGCGUGGCGGCCGGCACGCCGUCUGUUACGCCGUGGGCGUGGCGGGCGGCACGCCGUCUGUUACGUCGGGUGGGUUGCCAUGUUGAGCGCACAUUAUAUUUCCCACAAUUUAAGCUUCUGCAUUUUCCAAAUGCAAUAGUAUUACUCACACGUAUUGUUCGGUUCGCAAUGCGUACCGAACGGUUCAAUACGAAUACGUGUGUAAUAAGUAUUUGGACGGUGACACAUUUUUCUAAUUUUGCCUCUUUUCACGACUCCAGUGGAUUUUAAAGGAAGCAGUCAAUGUGUGGUUGAAGUGCAGACUUUCAGCUUUAAUUCAAUGCAUAAAAUAUUACAUGAACUGUUUAGGAAUUAUGGCCAUUUUUAUACAGUCCCCCACAUUUUCCGAAAAUACCAAGUCUAUUUACCUUUUAUGAAACUUAUUUUUCCAGACUCCUUUUCUUCUGUUUUCAUCUUUCUGAUCUUUGUGUUUUGCGGUUUAAGCACAUUUUGUCAUCAGAAAGCGUCUCAUUGUCUGAUCGAUGCAUGAAAUGUCAACAAUUCAUGAGAACAUGUAAUGAAUUUGAUGUAAUUGUUUUUCAUCAAAUAAAACAAAACAUUCCAUCCUUUUGUAAAAUGUAGCAGUAAAUUGAAUGUCUUGCCCCUCCCCCAAGGUUCUCCUCAGCACGUUCCUGGCGCUCUCAUUGGCUGGAGGUCAGAUCUUUCGACUGCUAGGUGAUGCAUCUUGGAACAUCGAGCGCCAAGCCAACGUCAGUUUGCCUCUGAUCUGGGGCUUCUGUUGGGAAGCGAGUGAAGACUCUGUGCUAGGGUUGUGUAGUGUGUCCCCGUGAUGGAAACCAAAACAUAAGCAUCGUUUUUCCUGUUCAUUCGGCUUUGUGAAGAAUCUGCUUACAGUGGCUGAUUGACUAAUUGUCAAAGAGAAGUUGUCCACAUCAGAUCAUACUGUAUUUAACAGCUGCAGUAAAGUGUUCCCAUCCAAACAGCCCUCUGUAGGUCAUGUGCUCUGAUUAUUUGCUGUUGUUACUAUCAGAGCUCCGGAGCCCAGAACGUGGUAUUCAGGACAGACCCACACCAGACAUGCUGACUGUGCCACCACAAGUCUCUUGAUUUUUUGCUCUGUUUAUUCUCCCCUCGCAGCAAUGAUCGGGCUGCUGUACCCCUGCAUUGACAGCCGUCUGGGGGAGCCACACAAGUUCAAGCGGGAAUGGUCCAGUGUGAUGCGCUGCGUGGCUGUGUUUGUGGGCAUCAACCACGCCAGUGCUAAAGUGGACUUUGCCAAUAACGUGCAGCUGUCUCUGACUCUGGCGGCGCUGUCCAUUGGUCUGUGGUGGACCUUUGACCGCUCCCGCAGCGGCUUUGGCUUGGGGGUCAGCAUCGCCCUGUUGGCGACGCUGGCCACCCAACUCCUGGUUUAUAAUGGAGUCUUUCAGUAUACUUCACCAGACUUCCUGUAUAUUCGCUCCUGGUUACCUUGCAUCUUCUUUGCAGGCGUGAUAACGAUGGGAAACAUAGGACGGCAGCUAGCCUUGUAUGAAUACAAGUUUGUUCAGGAGAAGACGCAUCAGGACUGAGGGAUCUCACCAGGCCUCUGCUCAGAACAACGUUGUCUUUGCACCGACCUGAGAGCAGAGGGCGUCUGCACGCAGCAUAAACCAGGACUGGCUGUCCCUGGAGGAGCCAGUUAGGCAUGUCAAAGACACCCGAGGUCCUGAUUGGCUGCCUGGUGCUUUCUGCUGGACAACACAGUAUUUUGAUUGGCAGAUGCUGGGACGUCUGCUGGCUGUAUUGUUACCUGAGCUGAACAAUGAUAGCAGAGGUUCUUGUGUGUUUUUCUUCGGUGCAGUUUCUCUCUGCUUACCUGGGAAGAGAUUAGCAGCGGAGCAUCUAUCGCUCUUCAGAUCAGCUGGAAUGUUUGAAACCUUUGGCUUUGUUGUGCCAAACACAGAACGGAGGGGAGGGAUCAGGGAUCAGGUUUAAAGUCAGCUCUUAUCUCCAGAGUCUUUCACAUAUCAGUGGAGAACACACAGCUGGAAAAGAUAUCUCUAUACCAAACAGUUUAUUGUGUAUAAUUAACUUAUAUCUACAUUUAGCUUUCUUGAUAGAGUGAUGUGUACUGUCUGUGAGAACAAAGUGUGUAUUUCUACCAGUCCUGCUCAUCACCAACAUGUAUGAACCAUCUGAUCCAUGAAGGACGCUGCAGAGCUCUGAGGCUUUGGUUUGUGAGGGAUACAUUUAGACUGAAGUCAGCCAGCAGCUUUAAUCCAGACAUCAACACAGGCUUCACUUUAAAGCACAUUUUCUGAAUGAAUUCACUCAUUGUGGGACCGUUUCUCUUUUAAAACCCUUUUAUCAUUUCUC
This is a messenger RNA of Anarrhichthys ocellatus (wolf-eel), 2520 nucleotides long. RefSeq names its product insulin-induced gene 2 protein. Gene Ontology annotation, cellular component: endoplasmic reticulum; SREBP-SCAP-Insig complex. The record is from RefSeq and is a predicted model, not a curated record. The coding region runs from base 1302 to 1733 and encodes 143 amino acids. NCBI's taxonomy places the organism in Eukaryota, Metazoa, Chordata, Actinopteri, Perciformes, Anarhichadidae. The transcript is spliced from 4 exons. Gene Ontology annotation, biological process: cholesterol biosynthetic process; SREBP-SCAP complex retention in endoplasmic reticulum; cellular response to insulin stimulus.